GAGAGAGGCACACACACACACACAGAGAGAGAGAGAGAGGCACACACACACACACACACACACACACAGAGAGAGAGAGAGAGAGGGACACAGGUCUGUCUCCUCGUUGAGCUCGGUGUGUUUUGUUUCUGGACGCGUUGAAUGAGCGACGCGCCGCGGAUCAUCACUGAACGCAAGCGCUGACGCUGCGAUGGCCUCGAAAUCUCUCCACGACUGUCUGCGAGGACAGUGUCUGGGCGUCCUCAGCUCCCGCUUCCGUUAUUACUUCCAGCACCCCUGGUCUCGUCUGGUGGUGGCCUACCUCGUCACCUUCUUCAACUUCCUGAUCUUCGCCGAGGACCCGGUGUCUCACAGCCAGACGCAGGCGCACAUGAUCGUGGUGGGGAACUGCUUCUCGUUCGUGGUCAAUAAAUAUCCCGGAGGAGGAUGGGACGUCCUGAAGGUCCUGAUGUGGAUCCUCGCCGUCAUCACAGGCCUGUUCGCCGGGAAGUUCCUGUUCCACCGACGCCUCUUCGGUCGUGUCCUGCGUCUGAAGAUGUUUCGGGAGGACCACGGCUCCUGGAUGACCAUGUUUUUCACAACCAUUCUCUCGCUCUUCAUCUUCUCUCACAUCUAUAACCUCAUUCUGCUCAUGAGCGGACAGAUGGGGUAAGAGAUAUCACGUCUUUAAUUACAAACGUUCAUUCCCUCCUCUCACUUAUUCUGAUUAGGGAUGGCCAUUGUGAGGAGUUGAAUCAUUUCUGGCUCUUUAAUUCCAUUAAUGAUACUUUUAUUCUUUUCAGACAGUCUCAGUAAUUAGUCGUUACUAAUAGAUGACAGUAAAUGAGUCCAGAACCGCUGAUUGAUUCCAAUGGAAGACCGGAGGUUCAAAUCUUGUGACUGAAUCAUGAUGCUUUAUGAAUGAUUCAUUCGAACGAACCAACUCAUGAGAUAUAUUUGUUCAUAAUUCAUUUAGUUUUUUGGGUGAUUUGUUAAACAGACGCAACUAAAAGAACUGAAUCAGACUACACUGAUCAUUCUGUGUGAUUGUUGUGUGCAGAAAUGCAACAGAAAGAUGAUCAUUUAAUGCAGUUGUAUGGUUCAGUAAACAGAUUGAUUCGAAUGGAUGACUCAAUGAUUCAGAUCUUUUGAGUGCGUCUGAUUUAUGAUUCUUUUUGAUCAAAACCAGCUCAUGAGAUGCAUUUUUUUGUAAAUCAGACUUCAUAAUAAUCAUAGAGUUCAAGAUUGAUUUGUGGGUAUUUUUGAAAGAUUCAUUAAAACGAACCAGUUGAAAGAAUCAUUACUGAAUCAGACAGCAUUGAUUCUUCUGUUUGUUUGUUGUCAUGCUUGGUUUAGCAAAUGAGUCCAGAACCACUGAUUGAUUUAAACAGAUGAUUCAGGGAUUCAAAUCUUUUGAUUGUGUUUGAAUUUGAUUCAUGAUUCUUUUUUAAUUGAAUUUGAAUUUGACUUUUCCAAAAUCAUUUCUGAAUCAUCACUGAAUCAGACUGCUUUGAUCGUUCGUCAUGUUUGUUGUUGUGUGCAGAAAUGCAACAGACCAUUUUUAUUAGUUCAUCUUUUGAAUGGUUUAGUAGCAUCCAGAACUGCUGAUUGGUUUAAACAGAUGAUUCAGGGAUUCAAAUCUUUUGAGACUCUUUCUGAGUGAUUCAGUUAAACGAACCAGCUCGUGAGAUGUGUGUUUGUUUGUAAAACAGGCUACAUUUACUGUAAGGACUUUUGAAAUAGAUGAAUCAAAAAUGUACCAGCGUAAAGAAUCAUAACUGAAUCACAUUGAUUCUUCUGUUUGUUGUUCCGUGCAGCAAUGCAACAGAGAGAUAUUUAGCAUUUCUGUAUGAUUUUACUCAAGAACGUCAUUGAACUGCAGUUCUGCAUAAGAAUAGCUCUUUAUUCUCUAGUGAAGGAAUGAUUUGACCAGCCGUGCAUGAAUCCUAUAAGCUUUAAGUGCGUUUAAGCACUGACCCGAGAAUCUGCUUUACAUUAUGUGAGGACGUCUGAUCUGAGAUCAGCACAUGUGCAGACAGUCAUCCGUGGCGCCGCUUCAAUUGCACGCGGUAAGAUGGAUGCCUCACUUACGGUUCGAUUCGCCAUCUAAUGUUGAGCUCUGCACACAGCCCAUGCUUUCACAUUACACUCCACUGUUUGGAGAACGGCUGCACCAUUUCUCAGUGAGAUUGAAUGUUGAGCGAUCGUGUCGCCAUACAUCUUCUCAAGGUUAAACGCGGUCAGCAUCGCAUUGUUCCUGACCAUAAAACCGCCGUAAGAACCAAUGUUUGUGAGCGCAGCUUGAACUGAUCAAAGACUAGUUUGCUACAUUUGAGAGUGCCAGAAAGCUUUGUUGUUUUAUUAAAUCAUCAUAGCUUUGAUGAACAGAUAUAAAGAGCGCAGAUGGGCAUUAUUCUAGACCUUUCCAUGAGGUUGAAGUGACUUGAAAUGCAACUUUUAGCAAUAUCCAAAGCUGGGUUUUCACGAGCACAAUGCUAAAUCUGCAAGCCUUCCCAGAACAGAUGCUCUCUCUUCCCAAACCUUGCUGUCUACUCCCUACAUAGGCAGCUGUUUCCUGAGGCAGCAUUCGAACUAGAACACAACUUCACCAGUUUCUGAUCUGGAACAUCUGAGUGUCACACAAUACUGAUCAGACGCAACUCACCAUUUACUCACAGUAUAUGUCGUUUCUAUCUGUACGUAUGUGUAUAUGAAUGUGUGUGUGUGUGUGAAUGCUCUGUAAGUGGCUUUGGAUAAAAGCAUCUGCUGAAUGCAUAAAUGUAACUGACAGAGUACAACAGCAGAGUUUGGGAAUGCGUGUUUGAAGGGUUAAUGGUGUUUGUGGGUAGGUGGCGCUGUUGUUCAGCACACGAGCGGGUGUCUCUCUGACAGCAGGGGUCUGCUGUUUUCAGCUCUGUCAGGAGAAAUGAUUGUUUACACCUGUGAGGAGAGGAGAGCCACACACACACACACACACACACACUUCUCUCUGAUUUACUCUCAGAAUAAACGUCAGAUUAAUGCUGGAGAAAGAUCCUUCAGAGCUCUACCAUGCUAACAGCUGCAGUUACUACGCUCAUUGUGAUCUUGGUUGAGGAAAACUCUGUUCUUAAUAACAGUGGUGAAUAUUGUGUGUCUGGAUGUUGUUGUUUAUGUUCGUGUUGGAAUGUUAGAUUUCAUCACAAAUCAAAAUGUGAAAAAAAAAAAAAAUGAUGGUGAAGCCUAUUUUAGGAACAAGGAACUUAGUCAUUUUUUGUUCUCAUUGUGACUUUUUCGUGCCAUUUGUUCCCACUGUUUUGAAAUUUUUUUCUAUUAUCUGUAGUGAAAAUCGUUCUGUCAGUCAUUCUUUUUCUCUCAAAUCAACAGAAGUUUAGUUCAGUUCAACAAAUGCUACCACAUGCAUGGAGUAUAAAUUAAGUGUACAUUACUUUGUCAUUUUACACAUUAUGGAAAUGCAGUUUUGAGGUGUGUGUGUGUGUGUGUGUGUGUGUGUGUGUGUGUGUGUGUGUGUGUGUGUGUGUGUGUGUGUGUGAGUGUAAAUGUAUGCAUAAACAAAGAAAUUCUCUCUCAGCAUCUGUUGCCUCUCAUCUUUCUCAUUGAUAUUCUUUUAUUCUCUGCAACACGCACACACACACACACACACACACACACACACACACACACACAAUAACACCCGCUCAAACCCCCACAUCACACACUCCUAACAACCAGUUCUGCUUCCUCCCCCUUCACACACACUCACACACACACACACACACUGAACAGCUCUCCAGCGGCCGCUCAAUGCGCUUGUGAUUGAAAUGAACAUCAUAAACACUCACAUUCUCUCUCUGCAGGUUAUAGAAACGUUGAUAGUCUGACAGAUUUCAUCGCGAAUGAAACGGCAUUUUUAUAAAUGACAUCAUCAUCGCUCCUUUAUGACAUCAUGUCUGCCUUUAUCAAGUCAUUACUGCAUCUAGAGCCCAACACACUGAUGAUGAUGAUGAUGAUGAUGAUUCUCAGCUCAGUGUGUGUGUUGUGUGAUGUGGGCGGGGCUGUGUGAGGGGGCGGAGCCAGCAUUAAGCUGCUUUAACUCGUCAGUGCUCAAGGCGUCCGUUCCAGGCAUACAUCAUGCGCUAAUUAAGCAGCGUUAUUUAAUCAAGACUGCUGCACGCAUGCAGAUCGCAUUACUCACGGCCAAUUAGGACACGCUCAGACACUCUCAUUUCCAGAACAGCACUGCAGACAGUGAGUCCCACAAUGCAUUGCAGCAACAGUCAUCCCAGUUUUACUGUAAACACUUCAUUAAUGUAAGAGCAGACGUGGCCAUUUGUUACUUGAAUUUUGCAUCAUUACUAUUAUUUUUUUUUUUUUUACUGUAGAUGAUUUAUAUUUGCAUCUAGUGUACUUUAU
This is a messenger RNA of Carassius auratus (goldfish), 4371 nucleotides long. RefSeq names its product transmembrane protein 117 (gene tmem117). Gene Ontology annotation, biological process: intrinsic apoptotic signaling pathway in response to endoplasmic reticulum stress. Lineage: Eukaryota; Metazoa; Chordata; Actinopteri; Cypriniformes; Cyprinidae. The coding region runs from base 191 to 652 and encodes 153 amino acids. The record is from RefSeq and is a predicted model, not a curated record. The transcript is spliced from 3 exons.